Messenger RNA from Opisthorchis viverrini, 273 nucleotides. RefSeq lists its product as hypothetical. The record is from RefSeq and is a predicted model, not a curated record. The coding region runs from base 1 to 273 and encodes 90 amino acids. Lineage: Eukaryota; Metazoa; Platyhelminthes; Trematoda; Opisthorchiida; Opisthorchiidae. The transcript has a single exon.
AUGGUGAUUUGUCGAUGUGUUGGAAAUAAUGGAUCGAUAACUAUUCGGACUAAUUUACGUGAAGAAGAUUGGAAAAUGAAACCGGCCCCCAAUUUUGAACUGGGAACUAAGCUGAAAAUUCAUGCUUCAGGGGAAAUUGGCGUUUACGAUAGUAAAGAAGAAAUGACAGAGGUCGUUCAAAAAUGGAUUGUAUACUUGGAAAUACGGAUUGAGGAGAUGCAUGAAUUAACCGUUGUUUGGAUUCGUCAACUAGACGGUGCUUUGAUCAGAUAG